GUCUCUUGAGCCGGAGACCGGGGCCUCUCGGCGUUCAUGUCACCCUUGGGUCUGAAGAGACCAGAUCAAAGGGUCCUGUGCUGGAAGGAAAUCUAAGAUGAAGUUAUGGGAUGUGGUGGCUGUCUGCGUGGUGCUACUCAACUCUGUCUCCACCUUUCCUCUUCCCGCUGGUAAGACACCUUCUGAGAAGGCCCGCUCAGUGCCAGGAGGGACUGAAGAAGAGCACUCUUCCAACAGGCUGCUGACUCCUUUUGCUGGCCCAAUGGACUCGAAUAUGCCUGAGAACUAUCCCAAGCAUCUUGGUGAUGUAGUGGAUUUUAUUCAAGCAACAAUCAAAAGACUGAAGAGAUCACCAGAUAAACCAGCUCCGUUUUUUUCAAAACGGGAAAGAAACCGGCAAAAUUCAGCAAAAAACAGUAACUCCAGCAGCAGAAAGGGACGGAGAGGCCAAAAGGUCAAAAACCGGGAUUGUGUCCUAGCAGAGAUACAUUUAAAUGUGACUGACUUGGGUUUGGGAUACUCCACCAAAGAAGAGCUUAUUUUCCGAUACUGUAGUGGGACGUGUGAAUCCGCUGUAACCUUGUAUGACCAAAUUUUAAACAAUUUAACUCAAAAUAGAAAGUUGGUCAGUGACAAAAUCAGACCACAGCCUUGCUGCAGACCCAUUGCUUUUGAUGAUGACCUUUCAUUUUUGGAUGAUGACCUAACAACUUACCAUAUAUUAAGAAAACAUUCCGCUAAAAAAUGUGGAUGUGUCUGA
Messenger RNA from Eublepharis macularius, 760 nucleotides. It is a transcript of the gene GDNF, whose product is annotated as glial cell derived neurotrophic factor. The transcript has 3 exons. Gene Ontology annotation, biological process: negative regulation of neuron apoptotic process; positive regulation of branching involved in ureteric bud morphogenesis; peripheral nervous system development. Gene Ontology annotation, molecular function: growth factor activity; glial cell-derived neurotrophic factor receptor binding; receptor tyrosine kinase binding. NCBI's taxonomy places the organism in Eukaryota, Metazoa, Chordata, Lepidosauria, Squamata, Eublepharidae. The record is from RefSeq and is a predicted model, not a curated record. The coding region runs from base 98 to 760 and encodes 220 amino acids.